Molecule: messenger RNA, 3476 nt
Organism: Bombina bombina (fire-bellied toad)
Lineage: Eukaryota; Metazoa; Chordata; Amphibia; Anura; Bombinatoridae
Gene: SERAC1
Product: serine active site containing 1
Exons: 19
Coding region: 286-2256 (656 amino acids)
Source: RefSeq, a predicted model, not a curated record
GAAAACAAAAGCUAAGUCAGAAAGUGGGAGACGAAAUUGAGAGGGGGAGAUGUAGGUCUUAUGAGAAGUGAGAACUCAUCAUUUCCAAUAGAAGCCUGCAACAAACAAACUUCAGACAGCGAAAUCAGCGUCUGAUUUGCUAUUCAUUAGCAGUGAUAUUUUAUUGCCAGGAAUCCAGCAACAUAAAGAAGAGAUUAUUGAAAAGAUACUGUACAACUGUUGUCUCUCCUUCCUGUCUCAAAAAUGGUGAAUGUCCUUAAGGGAGUCCUUAUUGAAUGAUACAGUAUGUCAGUGGCUACAUAUUGCCUCAUUUGUUGUAGAAAAAUAAGUACCUCUGGCACUUCAAGAAAAGAACAAAACUGGAAGGAUAUAAGAAAUAUUGCAAAGUUUACAGGAUCACUUAUCUUAGGUGGGUGCCUGCUUAUCACAUAUGAGCUGCUGUCUUUGAAGAAAGCCAUUACGAUUGACACACGAGCAGUAGAGCAGGAAAAGCGACGUUCGUAUAUUUAUGUCCAUACAACUCCUGUGGAGCAAAGUGAGUUUCAAGGUAUAGCAAAUAAAUUGAGAAAAGAGCUUCAUAGAGGAGUCAGAAAAGCUCUGGAGGCUUCAAGCAAACUUUUCGGGAAACCACUUGAUGGAGAAUCCAACAGUAAGACUCAUUUUGAUGAUCAUGAUUGGGCCCUGUGGUUACUAUUAAAGAAAACACAGUCAUUGGAUAGAAUGGUCCGUUUGGAAGCUGUCCAGAAAAUGGCUAAGAUCCACCAUUGGCAAGAUUAUCAGUACAGGACUGUAGCACAAGCAUGUGAUAAAAGAACUGCCAUUGGUUUGGCACGUUGCAAGGAUGUAGAUCUACGGUUUUUCCUUCCACCUCCCACAUUGCCAAAAACAAAUGAGACUUAUUCCUUGGAAGAUGAGCUUCGCCUUUUGCUUUCUUCACUGCCUCAAACUGAUCUCGAUCAAUGUAUAAAAUAUUUCACGUCUUUAGCACUGAGAGAGAGCAGACAGUCACUAGCAGCACAAAGAAGGGGAUUAUGGUGCUUUGGAGGGAAUGCACUUCCUUAUGCUGAAAGUCUGAGUUCAGUUCCAUCAGAGAAACUUGAAAUCUUCAGUUUGCAGGCCUUAUUAAAGCAUUCUAAGAUUCCUGAUCACAUUGACAAAAUAGUAUCGAAUGGAGGGCUGCAGCUGCUUCAGAGGAUAUACUUGCUCCGGAACGAUUCUCAGAAAAUACAAAGAAGUAUAGUCCGAAUCAUUGGGAACAUGGCCUUGCAUGAACAUCUUCACUCAGACAUAGUGAACUCAGGUUGGAUCUCUAUAUUGGCUGAAGCCAUGAAGUCACCCUAUAUUAUUCAGUCAUCUCAUGCAGCCCGAGCCCUUGCUAACCUGGAUAGAGAUGCAGUUUGUGAAAAAUAUCCUGAUGGUAUUUAUAUAUUACACCCGCAACAUCGAACUUGCCAGCCUAUUAAGGCGGAUGUGUUGUUUAUUCAUGGGCUUCUGGGCGCAGCAUUUAAAACUUGGCGCCAGCAAGACAGAAAUCACCCUCUUGAUGAAAGCACCACACAAGAAGAAGACUACACUGAAUGCUGGCCAAAGGCUUGGCUUGCAUCAGAUUGUCCUGCAUUAAGAAUUAUUUCAGUGGAAUAUGACACUCACCUCAGUGACUGGAAAGCCAAAUGUCCAGCAGACCGUCAAAGAAAAUCAAUGGUUUAUAGAAGCAAUGAGAUUCUUAAUAAUCUAAAGGCUGCUGGUGUGGGGGAACGGCCGAUUAUAUGGGUUGCACAUAGCAUGGGAGGACUGCUGGUUAAAAAGAUGUUGCUAAAUGCUUCACUGGACCAAAAUAUGCACAGUUUUGUGAAGAACACAAGAGGAAUCGCAUUCUACAGUGUACCACAUCAUGGCUCUCAUCUUGCAGAAUACUCUGUCAACGCCAGGCUUCUUCUGUUUCCAUCUAUAGAAGUCAAGGAACUUAGCACCGACUCACCUGCUUUGAAAGAACUAAAUGAUGCGUUUCUACAACUUGUAAAAGAAAAAGACUUCAAAAUUUUAAGCUUCGCAGAAACUAUGCCAACACAUGUAGGUAGCAUGAUGAAAUUACAUGUGGUACCUGUAGAAUCCGCAAAUUUGGGCAUUGGGGAUCUUAUUCCUGUGGAAGUAAAUCAUCUCAACAUUUGCAAGCCAAACAGCAAGGACUCCUUUAUCUACCAGCGCACUUUACAGUUUAUCAGAGAUGCUUUGUCAGCUGACUGUGGAAAGCAGUGAGAGCAGCUACUGUAAUACUUAUGCUUUGCUUAGCAAUAUGUUCAGUAUUCCACUAUAUACAAUCUACUUGACUAGUGCAGUUAUUUGAAAACUACCUCUGCUUCUAAACAAAAAAAAUCCAAGUAAAAGGAUAGAUGCCAACAUUUCUGUUUGUGCUAGCUGUAAUAUUACAUAGCAUAAUUUUUUUAGGUGUCUUCCAUAGCUCAGUGUGGUAGGUUGUUCUUUAUGUGGUGUCUAAUUGCAAUCACUUACCACACUUUUAUAUUAAAUAAUUAAAUAUAUAUUGUAUCACUAAUCCACUGCAUCUAAAAGAGAGUAUUUUAAAAUGUAUUGCAGAUUUUGGUUUCUGGAAAAAAUUUAUGUUCCUGUCCUGAAUAAAACAUUGGUUAUUUUUUGUUUGUGAAGGCAUAAGACUGUUCACCAAUAGAGAAAUUUGCAUUGCAACUAUCAUCCAGUGAGCAAUUUACACUAGGGAUCUGUUUUUGUCCAAAAAAUGUAUUUCCUAUUGGUUUCAAAAUCAUUUAUAUUUUUUUAUUAAAUAAUGCAUUUCCUCAUAAUAAUUUUAAAUUAACAAAGCUCACAUUGGUUUUAAGUCCAGUUACCUUGCCCCCCAUUAUAGAUAUUUAUAUUGUCGCAGUGGAAAAGUAAAUACCUGGACUAGUUACACUUAUUUUUUUGAAAAAGAAAAAGAAAUACUAGUCUUUAAUUAUGUUUGUGUAUAUGAUGCUAUGGAGGAAAUAAAAAAGUAAAAUUUUAAAGUUUACACUAUUAAUUUAUACUGUAAUACAUUGAAAUUAGCAAAGCAUGCAGCCAGCACUAUGCCACUGUUACCAGCUAGAUUAAUGGCAAUGCCAGCCUGUUUAUUUAGAAGCAAUAGUGUGCUUGUAACCAGUUGUAUGUUUGGUUAUGGUUCUGUUUUACCAUUUAUUGUACAUUUUUUACAGUUAAUGCUCACUUUGAUGCACCAAUAAGCCAUAUACUGUAUAUAUUAAGUCAUUUGAAUGGCUAAUUGUAACUAAGAUCAAGGGUAUGGAGAGUUAUUGCUUCAUAGCAUUGCUGUUAUAUGAUAUUUUAUUAAAAAGUAUUUAGUAAUAAUUCAUGUUUUUACAUGUUUCUCUUUUAAAGUACAGUGAAACAGCAUGCUUAUAAAACAUUGUAAAUAAAUGGACUUUGGUGAAAUAUAUGAAUAAUAAUUAAAUUUCGUAAUUCAAACCUGUCAA